CCACAAGGGUCGUAGAGAACACUUCAUUGUGCCGUCUGAGGGAGCCUUCUAAAUUUAUUCUGCACGCAUAUUUUUGUAUUAAUUUUUUGCCGUUUGUGCCUAAAGAAAAGGGAAGAAUGUCGUUUAUUGAUGAUUUUAUUUAUCGUAGAGGCAUCCUCCUGAAUAGUUUUGUUGAUCCAAAAGAGGAGGAGCUUGACACGGAUGAUCUUGAGGUUGCACUGAUUAACGAGUCUUUCGAGGAACAAAUGAAACAACGUGAGCUCUUCAGUAAUAGCGACCUCAAGUCUUUGUUCUACAAUGGUAAGCAGACUACAACGGCAGCAUUUUUAAAUAAUGAGCAAACGCACUCACAGAAGCACAAGGAUUCAACGGAUUCUUCUUUACUGAUAAAAAUAUUACCGACUAGUUCUCCAAUUCGCUGGCCUCAUAUUACGCCCCAUUCAGAUUUUGAUGACUCGGAACGCGGCCGCCAACUAGACAUGGAAUUGGGACGAAUGAUGCUUGAAGGGGAGGAUGAAGAAGAAUCAACAUUUAUGAGUUCUUUUGACGACAGCGGCUGCAAAUCAACUUCUUUGACAAAAUAUUUGGAUAAAAGUGCGGAUGGAACAAGCGACGAUAAGACAGAAGAAGCCGAAACUUAUAUGGACAGUAAAGAAGAUAUUUCUAAAAAAUUACCUUCAUCUUUGAAUUCUGCUUCGAUACUUGAACAAAUGGCUGCUUUUACAACGCCGGCAACAAACACACAAAAUUACAAUAUUUCGUCGCUAACUUUUUUGCCAUAUCAUCAUAUGGCCGGAGGUUUCUUUUCUUCCUCUUCAUUUGAAUCCGCGACGUCUCAACAGGAAGAUGAAGUUAUGGCGGCUGCUUGUGCUGAUGCUGCGGAAGCUAUUGCAAAUGAUGUAGUCCAAUCUUUGUUUGCCGAUGAGCAAUAUACUCAAUCUGAGUUGGGUUUAACUGACGAUGAGGCUGAAGAUGAAGAAGAAGAAAAAUAUAAGAAUAAUAAUUUGGCAAUGACUUCAACUGCUAUUUCUCUUCAUUCAACCUCUCCAAAUAGUAAUUCUUUUUCGUCAUGCUCUUCUUUUUGUGAAAUCAACAAAACUAACGAAAAUGACUUAAAAUUUUGAAAGUAAAAAAUUCUCUGAACGAGAAAAAAAGGUAAAAACAAUAAAAGGUAAAAAAUAUAUAAGCAACCCAUAAUUGAAUAUUCAUUCAUUAAAUAUAUAUUUGUUUUCUGAUUUGAGAGAAAAUAUAACUUUUCUGAAUAUAUUAAUUUUUAAUUUUUUGUGAAGUUUAUGUGUGUUAGAGAAAGGCCCAUUUCCUUGUUUCAGUUUUUUAGUUGGAAUAUCAAUCCUAGGUUAAUAAACCUUGUAUUUUUGAUGGAGAAUCCACUAUUAAAAUUUUUCUCAAAAUAAGUGAAGAUUUAAAAAAAUUAAAUUUCAAGAAUUUUUAAGAAAAAAAACAAAAGUUCUCUCAACACACAUAAACUUCACUCAUUCUUGCUUAUAUUUUCCUUUCUUUUUUAUUAUUCGGCACCACCAAUACCUACAUAUAAAUAUUUUUUUAAAAGCACAGCACAAAACACAAGUAUUCGCUUCGUUCGAAUAUUUUUCAGUUUCUUGUGUUUUCCUCUCUCUUUUUCUUUCUCUAUUCAAAUUUACUUGCUGGACACAAUCACCAAUCUGCUACUUUUUGGGGAGUUUUUUUAAACUCCCGAAUUUUGUGUGUCUCGGCCUUUUUUUUAAAUAUAUAACCAACUUUUUAAAACUAGUUUUUUUUGUAACUACUUGCACUAUGAUUUUUUUAUUGCUGC
Molecule: messenger RNA, 1810 nt
Organism: Meloidogyne enterolobii
Lineage: Eukaryota; Metazoa; Nematoda; Chromadorea; Rhabditida; Meloidogynidae
Source: the annotation of a GenBank genome assembly